Triticum turgidum subsp. durum (durum wheat) is the source of this 1011-nucleotide messenger RNA. The record is from the annotation of a GenBank genome assembly. Lineage: Eukaryota; Viridiplantae; Streptophyta; Magnoliopsida; Poales; Poaceae.
AUGCUGCUGCGUUGCGCGCCUGCUAUAUGUUUGCAACGCCGCACCUAUACCAUGUAUUCUCAGCCUAGCCAGUUACAAGGAGGAUUGUCACAGAGCAUGGCCUUAUGGAAGCAUUCUCGCUCACAUGCAGUCAGUUAUCAAACAAAAAUGGGUUUAGUUAGUCUUUCUCCUAAGAGCACAACAUCAUCUCAUCUGCAAAAUGGGACAUGCUUUGCCUGCUUGGAGCAACAGUCUAAACACGGAUUAUCAGCGAGAGAUCGUAUCCUACAUGCUAAGCUUGAUAUGGCCUCACAUCACGGGUUUUCUAGUAUUAGCUGGAAGUCGAGAACGACGAGAAGUUUAGCACAAAAAAUAGGGGGUACAGGCGCUGGACUUUCCUUGAGUUUCACAGUUGCUGGGAUAGCAAAUGCUGGGGGUCCGGUGGAUAAUGACAUUGAUUCCAAAUCAUCCUCUAGUUGUGCUCAUGGGAAGAAAGUUUACACAGAGUAUUCUGUCACCGGCAUUCCUGGGGAUGGUAGAUGCUUGUUCCGUUCUGUGGCUCAUGGUGAGUGCAUUAGGUCAGGGAAACCCAUACCUAGUGAGAAUCUUCAAAGGAAGCUCGCUGAUGAUUUAAGAACACUGGUUGCUGAUGAGUUUAUCAAGAGAAGGACAGAGACUGAAUGGUUUAUUGAGGGUGAUUUCGAUACAUAUGUCUCUCAGAUAAGGAAGCCACAUGUGUGGGGAGGAGAGCCAGAAUUGCUCAUGGCUUCUCACGUUCUUCAGUUUAAUUUUAAAACUUGGCCCUUCUUUGCAACAGUGAGGUGCCAAAGCAGUAAGAAUAAACAUCAUUUCGUUUUCAGGAUGCCGAUCACUGUUUAUAUGCACGAAGAAGCAGCGGGUGGUUUGAUAGCGAUCGCGGAGUAUGGCCAAGAGUACGGGAAAGAAGACCCAAUCCAAGUCCUCUAUCAUGGCUGUGGCCACUAUGAAGCGCUGCAUAUACCAGGAAACGCCGAACCCAGGUCAAGACUGUAA